Molecule: messenger RNA, 1594 nt
Organism: Hemiscyllium ocellatum (epaulette shark)
Lineage: Eukaryota; Metazoa; Chordata; Chondrichthyes; Orectolobiformes; Hemiscylliidae
Product: zinc finger protein 229-like
Exons: 2
Coding region: 93-1484 (463 amino acids)
Biological process (GO): regulation of transcription by RNA polymerase II; central nervous system development
Cellular component (GO): nucleus
Molecular function (GO): RNA polymerase II cis-regulatory region sequence-specific DNA binding; DNA-binding transcription factor activity, RNA polymerase II-specific
Source: RefSeq, a predicted model, not a curated record
GGCAGGUCGACCGAUUUUCAGAGAAUACAGGAAUUUCUAAACCCGGGGUAAAACUCCCAGCUGGAGACAAAGAAAAUAAUGAGCUAUUAGGAAUGGAAGAUUUACAGAUGGGACAGUCAUACCUUACAUCAUGUCCAGAUCUGCAAAAUUUGCUUGAUUCACCAGGAACUGAAUCUCAUCAGUCUUUGAAUAUGGUAGGGAAACACCAAAUUCAGAAAAGGGAGAAACCAUUUGUAUGUUCAAUGUGUGAUCGAACCUUCAGCCGCUCGUUUAAUCUGGAGAGACACAAGCGAAACCACACUGGGGAGCAGCCCUAUAAAUGUGAAGACUGUGGGAAGGGAUUUAGUUAUCCUUCUGAGCUGGAAACUCAUCGACGUAGCCACACUGGGGAGAAACCAUUUGUCUGCUGUGUGUGUGGCAAGCGAUUUAGUCAGUUGUCCAGUUUACAGACGCAUCAGGGAGUACAUGCGGCUGAGAAGCCAUUCAUUUGUUCAGUGUGUGGGAAAGGGUUUAUUCGGCCAGCUUACCUUGAAAUCCAUAGACGCACUCACACUGGAGAGAGGCCUUUCACCUGUUCUGUGUGUGGGAAGGGUUUCACUCAGUCUUCCCACCUGAUGACACACCAACGUGUUCACACUGGAGAGAAGCCAUUCUCCUGCUCUGUCUGCAUGAAACGAUUUACUCAGUUAUCAAGUCUGCUGGCACACCAAAGGGUUCACACAGGAGAGAGGCCAUUUACAUGCUCAGAGUGUGGAAAGGGAUUCAAAACUCUUCCUAGGCUUGAAACUCAUCAACGGAGUCACACUAUGGAGAAACCAGUUAUCUGCUCAGUGUGUGGGAAGGGAUUUAAUUGCCCAGCUCAUCUUGAAAUUCAUCAACGGAGUCACACUGGGGAGAGGCCUUUCAGCUGUUCUGUAUGUGAAAAGAGAUUCAUUUGUUCAUCCCAUUUGAUGAAGCAUCAACGCAUUCAUACCGGGGAGAGACCGUUCAGCUGCUCAGUGUGUGAAAAGAGAUUCAACUGUGCAUCCUAUCUAGAAAUUCAUCGACGCAGUCACACUGGGGAGAAACCUUUCACCUGUUCUAUUUGUGGCAAAGGAUUCACUUGCUCCUCCAAUUUGCUGACACACCAACGAGUUCACACUGGAGAGGGUCCUUUUACCUGCCCCUUGUGUGGGAAGGGUUUCAAGACCCUACCCAAGUUGGAAACUCAUCGACAUGUUCACACUGGGCAGAGACCGUUCACCUGCUCUGUCUGUGAAAAGCAAUUCAAUUAUCCAUCCCAGUUGGAAACACAUCGACGCAGUCACACCGGAGAGAGGCCAUUCACUUGCUCUGUGUGUGCAAAGGGAUUCACUCGAUCAUACCAUCUGCUCAUACACCAGCGAGUUCACUCUGGAGAAAGGCCAUUUAAGUGUUCUGUAUGUGGGAAAGGAUUCACUUGUUCACCUGACCUGCUGCGACACCAGCGAGCUCAUGUCUUAUGAUACUGUGUGGUUUUAGGUGCUAUUUCUUUGAAUAACAAGUAGGACUGGACCAUGUUCACUCUGGCAGUGAGGAUUUAUUUCUGCUGCUGUGAGUAACCCAUAGAAUUGGA